AUGUUGGCGAUCGAUGAAUACAUACUGUACAAGUUCGGUUAUCAGGUCGGUCUCAAGCCAAAAACAUUUUAUCGUGUACGAGUUAGUGCGAAAAACGAUGUCGCAGAAGGUCCAGUCAGCGACACGAAGGAGUUCGAGACAGCUUACUCUGAACUACCUAUUCCAACGGACAUCAAAACAAAGGUGGCAGAAGACAAUUCCCUUACCAUCACUUUCACAGCAGUAAGAGAUCCCGACGACCACUCGAAUAUCAUACAGGUAACUCGGACUUCAAGCUCAUUUGUGACACUUCCUUGCAGCUACGGUCUCUACCUCAUUUUGUCUUUAUUGGGUGCGUGA
Molecule: messenger RNA, 339 nt
Organism: Cooperia oncophora
Lineage: Eukaryota; Metazoa; Nematoda; Chromadorea; Rhabditida; Trichostrongylidae
Source: the annotation of a GenBank genome assembly